GUGACCAGACUUAUCCCAUCCAUCUACACUGUUGUGUUCCUUGUGGCUCUUCCUCUCAAUAUCAUGGCGAUCGUCAUGUUCCUGGUGAAGAUGAAGGUCAGGAAGCCGGCAGUGGUCUUCAUGCUGAACCUCGCCACUGCAGAUGUCCUCUUCGUUAGUGUCCUGCCUUUUUAUAUUGUCUACCGAUACAGGGAAAAUAACUGGGUGAUCGGAGAAGGAAUGUGUCGCUUUGUCACGGCCGCAUUUUACUGUAACAUGUACUGCUCCAUCCUGCUCAUGACCAGUAUCAGCGUGGACCGUUUCCUGGCCGUGGUCUACCCGGUGCGGUCUCUCCCCUGGCGCACAGUAAAGCGAGCCUGGCUGGUGUGUGGCAUCAUCUGGGUCAUCUCAUUGGCCAGCACCAUUCCUCUUCUUAUAAGUAAACAGACCUUGAAAGUUUCUACGUUACAAAUCACAACAUGUCAUGAUAAUCAGGACAUUGAAGUUCUUCGUGGGUAUUAUUUUUACUAUUUUACAGCUCUCAUCCCACUUUUCUUUUUCUUCCCAUUAUGCAUCACAACUUUCUGUUACAUUAGAAUCAUCCGCAGCCUCAGAAGGUCCAAAUUAGGUCACACAAAUAAGAGAUCGCGAGCUACCAUCUUGACGGUGGUUGUGCUUUGUGUAUUUGUCCUUUGUUUUGGCCCCACCAAUGUCAUCCAUUUCACUCACUACCUGCAGUUAUAUUAUCACUCUGAUUUCUCUUCAUAUAUUCCCUACAUACUCUGUGUUGGUAUCAGCAGCAUAAACUGUUGUCUGGAUCCUCUUAUCUAUUAUUUUGCCUCCUCCCAGUGUCAGAGAUACGUCUGCAGCUUGCUGGGCUGUAAGAAAGAUUAUCAGCUGCCAGUGGAACAAAAAAGGAUCCAAGUACGCAAAGAAUCAUCAUUAGAAAUGACUCAAUCUGCUCAACUUUCUAAGAGUAACUGA
Molecule: messenger RNA, 963 nt
Organism: Nanorana parkeri
Lineage: Eukaryota; Metazoa; Chordata; Amphibia; Anura; Dicroglossidae
Product: proteinase-activated receptor 1-like
Exons: 1
Coding region: 64-963 (299 amino acids)
Biological process (GO): phospholipase C-activating G protein-coupled receptor signaling pathway; thrombin-activated receptor signaling pathway; blood coagulation
Cellular component (GO): membrane
Molecular function (GO): thrombin-activated receptor activity
Source: RefSeq, a predicted model, not a curated record